UGUUAUUCCAAUAUCAACAAAUAUAAUAAGUGAAGUUCAAAGUUCCCAACACCACCCUCCCCCGCCGUCCGCCGCCGAACGCAGCCAUACGUAACAAUACAUACAUGGAUAGAUAUACGCAUAAAGAUAGAGAUUUGGAAGGACUAACAGAAGAGGAGAAAAGGGCACUAAGAGGGAGUAAAUUUGCACCGCUUCCAUCUGCUCCUCAACCCCGCCAUCAACCCAGGCAAGCUCAUCCGGGCGGGCCAUUGAAAACUAAUAAAGCAGCAGCAUUAGCUAAAUUCUUGAAGAGAAAAUUGCAGGAGCCAAAUGGAUUGGCCUCUGUUGAUCCCAAACUUGUUGAAUUGGCUGUUAAAAAUGCCAAAGAUGCCGUUAAUCCAAGUGGGACCUCGAGUUCUGGAAGAACAAUUCAUCAUGUGGAUUCUUUUGGUGAUUCUGAGGAGUCAGCUGAAGAGGAGGUUAAGAUCUCUGUGUCAAAGAAGCGUAAGAAGAAGAGAAAGAAGUCAGAUAGAAAGCAACAGAAAAAAAUGAAGAACUUAAAGGACUCUACGGAUGGAAAGAAGAAAAGACCUAAAAAAAAGAUGAAACAAUGACCUUGAGUGAAUUCAGUGUUUGGUGAUUCCUGGAGUCUAUUAGAGGGGAACAAUCAAGACUCGAGCCGAAGUACCGUCGCAAAGUGAGGAUGCUUAUGUUUCCCCUUUAAAAGUCAUGCAUAGAUCGGGUGGCUGAGGAAGUCGGCCACCAGGCAGAUGUUGUGUAGUUUCAGUGGCCUUGUUAACUGGGUUUUUAACCACGACGGGCUGCAGAAGAGAAAUCUUUUCUCCUACAAAUUGUCAUUGUCAGGAAAAUCACAUUUCAACAACUUGUAACUUGUCUGUUGUUCUGCUAAGUUUUAUUUUUUCCCCGUGGGAUCCAUUCUUUUUCAUUUUGUGUUUAGUAUUACAGGUAGUAUUACAUUCGGUUCAGUUUGUACUAACCUGUUGGUGACUGGAGUAAAUACUUACAAUUGUGCUUUUGGGGUUUCAGAUACAAUCGAAUCGACACUCUAAUUUGAAAGAUCAA
This is a messenger RNA of Coffea eugenioides, 1062 nucleotides long. RefSeq lists its product as uncharacterized. The record is from RefSeq and is a predicted model, not a curated record. The transcript has 5 exons. The coding region runs from base 105 to 593 and encodes 162 amino acids. Lineage: Eukaryota; Viridiplantae; Streptophyta; Magnoliopsida; Gentianales; Rubiaceae.